AAAUGCUCAAUAUAUACUUCACAUAUACCUGUAGAUUCAGAGACUCCAGUUGAAAAGGAAAGUGCGGAAGAAACUAAUGAAAGCAAUGAGAAAAAAGAGGACAAGCCUGCUGAUAAGAAAACACAAAAAUUGAUAGCUGACUUAAAACGCUGCAGAAUACAAAUGCAAAACACUAGAAAAUCCAUCGAAAAACCUCCAGUUAAACCGUUCAGUCCAGACAUAUUCAACAGUCUAUCACCAUACUACAAUAUAUACACUGUGAAUUAUUUGUUGAAGGAUCUUGAAAACAAGGAUGAGAACCCCAUGAGGCAGCCUUGGGGACAUAGAGCCACAGCACUGGGAGUUUUGGAUCCACAAAUUGCUUGGAGAAUGGAUAAGUAUGUGUGAUACAAUUAAGUACUUGGACGAAAA
Molecule: messenger RNA, 411 nt
Organism: Exaiptasia diaphana
Lineage: Eukaryota; Metazoa; Cnidaria; Anthozoa; Actiniaria; Aiptasiidae
Exons: 4
Source: RefSeq, a predicted model, not a curated record